Aphanomyces astaci is the source of this 177-nucleotide messenger RNA. RefSeq lists its product as hypothetical. Bases 1 to 177 code for a protein of 58 amino acids. Lineage: Eukaryota; Oomycota; Saprolegniomycetes; Saprolegniales; Verrucalvaceae. The record is from RefSeq and is a predicted model, not a curated record. The transcript is spliced from 2 exons.
AUGUUGUACCGACUGGUGGAAAACAGAGAGCUGGGGAAAGCUUGGGACAACCCCCUCAUGAAGCGACCGCUGACAGACGCAGAACUCAAAGCAGCUUCGUUUGGGGACGAGUACGACACAAUCGUACGCGACCCCCCAACGGUUCGUUUGGAGACUCUCAUGCAAGCCAUCGAAUGA